CAAUAGGGAUUUGGGGUGUCUAGAUCAUGUGACCAAAAAGCUAUUGAAAUUCCUAACUUUGAAAUAUUCAUAUAAAAUUGCAUGAGAUGAAAAUGGACGAAGCAAAGGCUGUGCAACCUGUGUCAAUUGUUUGAGAACAGUUGAAAUGUGGUUUUAAGGUUCUAGGAGCUAAGAGCUAUUGAAAUUGAAGGUUAAAAUCCCAAACUAAAUUUGUUUAAAAUAUUUAAAGACUGUUAUGAAUAAACCAGUGGCUGUGCAACAUUGAUGUACACAAGUUGAAUAGGUUAAUCUUGUUUUGACGUUUAUAGUUUAUGUGGUUGAAGAUGUAUUGACUUUUGACAUGUGUAAUAUGUAAUUUGCUGACGGUCCCUAACCAUUUGCAUUGACUAAGCGGCCGGUUGUGAAGACCGUUGCAUUGCGUCUCUAAACCCCGGGUGGAAGUAGGGUAGAGUCGGAGAAAUUGAAUAUCCAACUGGAAUAUCCAAUUUGAAACCAACUUCACCACGGUCGAGCAAACCGGGAGAUUAUGACGCUGCUUUGUGUUUUUGAAAAUUGAGUUCGGCUUCAAGUACAUGCAGCUAAUAUCCCGUUUUCAAUUUAGCACGUAAUAAGUACUUCGUACAUCGAUAUAUAGAUAUAGUUAUGGUAAUCAUAUUUGACUUAUGUACAGCGAAGUAGCUACAUUUAUUUUCAAAAUUUGUGAUUUUGUUAUUAACGGAAGAACAUCGCGGAAGUGAUAUUUUUGACGCAUAUUGAUGAUGUCAUCGUGAAAGAAUAACAAGAACUGAAAUGUAAUGCUACAAAGGAAUAUACUUCACAAAAACUAUGGCUCUCGGAUGCUUCGAACGCGUCUACAAUGCGAAAUUAUUUUUUUUAAGAAAAAUAUAUUUUAAAUGUAGCUGGUCAUCCUGCGAAUGAAGACAACUAAUAUAAUAUUUUAGCCUGUAAGUUUUCAGGCUAGCUUGCAUGAAAUAACAAAGACAGCAAACAACGGUUUAGCAAACAGAGUGGCGAAAAAAACUUUAUAAACACGACGACAGCGUUUAGAGUUGUCAUUUACUUGCAGUGUCAAUACAUUUUAGCAAAUAAUACGUAAGACUGCCGAAAGCUAAAGAAAAGAGAAGCAAAUGGAUCGCUGCAAUUCGCAGAAACAACUGGAAUCCAGGCACCAAAACGUGGAUUUGCGGUUGUCGUAUUGUGUCAGGUGCCCCGCCAUGGCCUGCUAGGUUUUUUUCCGGAUCGUGGAGCGCUCAGCCGGACCAUGGGCCGUUCGGGGGGAUCAUGACGCGGGCGGGGGCAGCUAGCUCCGGUGGGUUCCCGCCAGAGGCCAUGCCGCAGAGGAAGAAGGGCUUGGCCCCUGCGGGCGGGCGUAGGAGGCCCCGGGCCGAGGAGGACGUCUUCCCCUUCAACUCUUUGCCGGCGGAGUGCCAGCUGCACGUGCUGUCCUUCCUGCCCGAGGUGGACAAGUGCAGCGCCGCGCUGGUGUGCGCCAGCUGGAGCCGGCUGGUGCGCUCCGGGAAGCUGUGGCGGGUGGCCGACUUCUCCCGCCGCGGGGCCUCCCACGCCGGCCAGGAGGGGCUGCUGGUGUCCAACCGGGAGUUUGAGCGCUGGAAGGCCUGGGUGGAGCACUACGCCCACCACCUGAUCUCGCGCGGGGCCAGCCUGCUGACGCUGCGGGCCAGCUUCGACCUGGGCGACCGGCGCAACGGGUGGGGCGAGCUGCUGGCCCGCCUCCUGGACAGCGUGCACUGCCGGGACCUCAGCCACCUGGACCUCAACUGGACCUUCACGCUGCUGGAGCCGCUGGACCUGCGGCCGCACGCGCGCCAGGAGAGCGUCACCAAGGCCGACCAGGUGGAGAGCUUCCAGGCGCUGCUGGCCAAGCUGGCGCGCAGCUGCCCGCGCGUGGCCCGGAUGCGCCUGCACUUCGACUGGUCCGAGGCCUCCGUCGCGCUGCUCUCGCAGUUCCGCCACCUGCGCGUCCUGGAGCUCAAGUACUUCUGGGUCUUCAAGGGGGUGAACCCGGGCACGCUGCAGGCCCUGACGGCGGCGCUGCCCGCCCUGCGCUCGCUCACGCUGCACGUGCUGGUGCCCCUGCGCAACCUGGGCGUGUCCUACACGCUGGAGUCGGACUCGCUGGAGUUCCUGGACGUGUCGCAGAGCCGCGGCCUGGUCUUCUCCCGGCUGCGCCUGCCGGCCCUGCGCGAGCUGCGGGCCAAGAAGGCGGUGCGCGGCAUCACGCUGGACCGCCGCACGCGGCUGCGCAUCCAGAGCCGCUGGCCCUGCCUGUACCAGGUGCUGCGGGAGGGGGCGCCCAAGCUGCAGGCGCUCAACAACGAGCGGCUGCUGCCCGGCUGGAGGGAGCAGGGCUACCGCGAGCUGACCGCCAUCCUGCAGCAGGCCUGCUACUGCCUGCAGCACCUGGACAGCUGGCUCUGGUGACCGCGGCGCGGACCGCCAUCCUGCAGCAGGCCUGCUACUGCCUGCAGCACCUGGACAGCUGGCUCUGGUGACCUCGAGCUGACCGCCAUCCUGCAGCAGGCCUGCUACUGCCUGCAGCACCUGGACAGCUGGCUCUGGUGACCGCGGCGCGGACCGCGAACCUGCCGACGGCGCGGCUGAGCUCCCAGCCCCGCCCCCGUUUCCGGCGUGCGCCCGAGGACUUUGUUUUUGGUUCGUUUUUAUUCCAUUCCGUCUGCCGAACGAUGGGCUUUUCUUGCCCCUGUGUGUGUGUGUGCGUGCGUGCGUGCGUGCGCGCGUGUGUGAAAUAAUCUUGAAUCAGAGCUGAAAUUUUAUGCUCGUGUUCAUUUUGAAUCUUAUCUUAGGAUCUUACUAUUUCUGAGUACAUCAUUCCAAGUAAUUAUUAGGACAUUUUUUGAAAACAAUUAAAUAACAGAUUAGGGUAAAAAAAAAAACGAAGUUAUGAUCAACAGUCCUGGAUUUGUCACCAGAUGCUGUGUUUUCAUGCAGGUAAAAUUCAGAAACUGCUCCUAAACUGGUUGACUGUCAAUUCCUGUUGUAAUGGCUAAUUGGUAGAUUUUAAAGAGGUGUUGUUAACUGUGUGGGAAUCAAGCCCUAAAAUAUAAAAUUAUUAAAAUGUGAACCAUGUUAUCCUGACACACUGAUACUCUUUGCCAACACAAAGAUAUUAUUUCACCAGUGUCCCUCUUCAUAACCUGUAGGAAGAUGACAGAAACAGUAAUUCCUCAACUGGAACAUUACAGUAUAGGCUAACUUUUUGCCAUUUUUUUGACAGGGAAUCGACUGCAAUUUCUGAUUUUGCAAACCAUUGCAAACUUUCUCGAUGUGUGUUCAUGACUAAAUUACUCACAUACAGUUCAUAUUUAUACUUUGCUGUGUUUUUUUCUUUUUCUUUUAUUGAGUAAGGAAGAUUGGUAACCCAUAUUGUAGGUCUCCAUUGCAUUACAUUUGCGAUGUAGGUGCCUUCCCCAAACUUGACAAUAAAUUACUGUGUUUUAAUAUA
Molecule: messenger RNA, 3484 nt
Organism: Anguilla rostrata (American eel)
Lineage: Eukaryota; Metazoa; Chordata; Actinopteri; Anguilliformes; Anguillidae
Exons: 3
Coding region: 1282-2442 (386 amino acids)
Biological process (GO): protein polyubiquitination; SCF-dependent proteasomal ubiquitin-dependent protein catabolic process
Cellular component (GO): SCF ubiquitin ligase complex
Molecular function (GO): protein binding
Source: RefSeq, a predicted model, not a curated record